AUGGGGCUAUACGCGUAAUGUAUAGCCAGAAUCUGGGACCGUUUGGGACGUUCCAUGGAACGGUCAACACAACACGAGACGAAGGUGUAACGGGGGCUAUACCAGUGUUUAAAACAGCAGCAGGGUUCGCAUCAGGUGGCGUGAAGUCUACAAGCCUACGUUUAGGCGCGUUGCGUUGGGGUGCGUUACGGGAGGCCCAGUCGACAUCGCCUGGGCGCGAGCUUAGUGGUGUGGUGGUAGUGGUGAUAUUUUCAGUGCUCGGAAUAUUCAGAGUAGUGUUGGUUGCAUACGUGUUUUGCGUUUUCAUAGAUGUUUCCGAUUUUAGGUCCAUGAGUGUAAUUGACAACUCUUCCAAGAAGGCACCUUUCCCACGGCGGCGAGCAUCCAUGCAACUAGGACACAACCAGAGCGAAUGGGAAUCAACCCGCUUCAACUCCAGUACUGCAGCUUCACUAAUAUCCAGGAGCAGAGCAGGAUGGACACACUUCCGACAUAGUUGGUAACACACUAAUACAGGCUCACUCGAUCCGACGAUAAGCAGCAACAA
This is a messenger RNA of Anopheles arabiensis, 547 nucleotides long. RefSeq lists its product as uncharacterized. Lineage: Eukaryota; Metazoa; Arthropoda; Insecta; Diptera; Culicidae. The record is from RefSeq and is a predicted model, not a curated record. The transcript is spliced from 3 exons. The coding region runs from base 18 to 503 and encodes 161 amino acids.